AUGAUUAAAUUAAAAAAACAUAUUUUUUUAAGAUUCUCAAAAUUAAAAAAUGUAGUUACAAAUAGUGAAAAAAAAUUACUAUAUAUUACUAAAAAGAAUAUAAGUAGUACUAUAGUAAAAAAAGAGAAUAUGUGCAACAUAAUCAAUGAAUCUGAAGAAAAUAAUGAAGAAAAAAAAACAAAAUAUUUAAAAAUAAAUGAUUUUUUUUAUUUCAAUAUUUAUUUAAUGAAUAAUAAAAAUUUUGUAAAUUUUGUAUUAACUUAUAAUUUUUUUGAAAAUAAAAAUAUAUAUAUUUGUAUACUCAAACAUUUGAGCAGAAUAUUUAAAAACUUAACACUUAAUGAUAUAAUAAAAAUAUUAGAUAAAGUUAUAGAAAAAAAUAAAAAUGCUUUUUCUCAUUUAUAUGUUAAAGGAGAAGAUAUUUCUAAUUUAUAUACCCAUUUGUGUAACAAUAUAAUUAAAUUGAAUAACUUAGAAUUAAUAACUUUUUUAAAAUGUUGCUGUUAUACUACUAAUGAAUAUCCUUAUGAACAUAUUAAAAUUAUAAUCUACUUCAUUUCAUCAAAAAAUUUAAACAAUAUAGAUUUAAAUCUUUUACACGAUAUAUGUAAUUGUUUGAUUAAAAUAAAAAACGAUUUCAAAAUAAGAAAAUUAAAUUAUGAUGAAUCUCUUCAUUUGAAGAUAGCUGCACAUUUAAAAAAUCAAAUUCUAAAUGUAGAUUUUCAAAAUUUUUUUCAAAUUCUUCAUAUGUAUAUAAAUAUGACAAAAGAUAUUAAAGAUAUAGAAAAAUAUGAAAAUAAAAAAUUUUUAAGUGAAGCAAAUUCUCAUCAUGAAUUUGAAAGUAUAAAAGAAAUUUUGAAUAAGGAAAAAAAUGAAACAGUUAAUAAUAAAAAUUCAAUAGAAAUAGAGGAAAAAAAUAUACAUAAUAAUAAUGAUUUACAUUUGAUAAAUAAAACACAGAUAUCAAAAAACUAUAGUGAUAAUCAUCAAGAAGAGAAUUAUUUAUAUAAUAAUGACAUAGAUAAUUUGAAAAAUAACUGUAAAUUGAUAUUAUUAAAUAAAAUAAAUGAAAUAAAUAAAGAAAAUGUUUUAUCAUCUGUAAAUAUAUUUAAAUGGUUAAAUAUAAAAGAUUCUUAUAUAUUUACACAUAUUUGUGAGAUUUUUUUUAAACAUAUUUUGCUUUACGAUACUAAAUAUGUUGUAAGAUUUUUAAGGAAAUGUCACAGUUUAAAAUUUGAAAAAGGUAUAAAAAAUAAAAAGAAUAAAGAAGAACAAGAAAUAGAAGAAAAAAAAAAAAUAAAUCAAUUUAAAGUAUCAGAUAAUGAUAAGACAAAUGAUGAUAAAUUUAAUGAAUCAAACGAUAACAUAGAGCAAAUAGAAGGAAGUAAUUUAUUUCUUCAUUUUUUAAAUGAAAAAGUAUAUAAACUUAGUAUAGAAGAAUUAAAUAGCAUUACGUAUUGUUUAUAUGUAUUUGUUGAAAAUAUGAAACAAUUUUCUCAUUUAAAUAAUUUAAAAAAUAACAUGAAUAUAUUGUUUUCUAUGAGUGUUCAAUAUAUUUCAAACUUUAUUGAAAAACACGUUUUAUACAACAAUAAUAUUAUUUCAUCAAAAAAUUACUAUAUGGAUAGUAUAUAUUAUGAACAAGAUAAAAAACUAAAAACAAAUUAUGAUAUUAAUAUGAAUAUUGAUUAUAUUUAUAUUUCUUCUAAUGAUAUUUAUAUAAAUAAAUUUGAUGAAAACUAUUAUUAUGAUAAAAAUAUUAAAUUAGUAUUUGAUACAUUAUUAAAUAUAAGUUACUUUAACAUUAGCAAAAAUCACAAAAAAAUUAAAUUGGUAUAUGAAUCCAUUAAUAAGAUAAUUGAUAAAAAGAAUAAAAACAUAGAUGUAAAUAAUUUGUUAAGUAUAUUAAUGAUUCUGUCAAAUUUGUAUCUAAAAACAAAUGAUAAUUAUAUUUUUCACAAUUAUAAAAAAAUUUUAGAAUUAUUAGAAUAUAAAAAAAAUGAAGUUAAUGGUCAUCAUUUUAAUAAAAUAGCUGUUGCUUUAUCACCAAUACUUAAUGAAGAAAAUAAAAUGAUUCCUAAAUAUUCUGAAUUUUUAAUUUUUUUUGUUGAAAAUAAUAUUGUUCCAUUAAGAUCUUGUGUUUUUUUGUUACAAAAUAUUAUGAAAAAUAUUAACAUUAAAUUAAAUGAACACCUAAUUUUACUUAAAUUAUCUAUCAUAAAUAGAAUAAACAUUUUUUUAACAGAAACAUAUAAUUACAUUCAAACAAUGUAUGAAGAUGAAGAUUUAAUUCAGAAUAAUUUUAAAAAUUUCAUACUUUUACAUUCAAUCAAUGAGAAUACUCUAAUAUGUGUAAUUACUAGUCUAUCUAUAAUUUUGCAGAAUUCUAAAUAUGGUACUAAUAUAAAAAAUGAUACAGUAAUAUUAAUUCAAAAAAUAGUUAAAUUUUUAUCAAAGAAUUCUUUUCAAAGGUUUCCUAAAAAGCACAUUUCAUCAGAACUAUUAGAAGUGUUGUCAUCAGAAUACGAAGAUAUUAAACAAAUAUUAUUAAAAAAAAUAUAA
Messenger RNA from Plasmodium gallinaceum, 2562 nucleotides. RefSeq names its product conserved Plasmodium protein, unknown function. NCBI's taxonomy places the organism in Eukaryota, Apicomplexa, Aconoidasida, Haemosporida, Plasmodiidae. The coding region runs from base 1 to 2562 and encodes 853 amino acids. The transcript has a single exon. The record is from RefSeq and is a predicted model, not a curated record.